Molecule: messenger RNA, 879 nt
Organism: Ixodes scapularis (black-legged tick)
Lineage: Eukaryota; Metazoa; Arthropoda; Arachnida; Ixodida; Ixodidae
Product: juvenile hormone acid O-methyltransferase
Exons: 3
Coding region: 1-879 (292 amino acids)
Source: RefSeq, a predicted model, not a curated record
AUGGCUACUCCUUCUUCCGAUGCCAGCACUGCCGACAAACACCCGAAUAAACCGUCGAUUGCACCCCAGAUCUACGUGAGUGCACACAAACUGCAGCGAGCCAUCAACAUCGAAACGCUCGAUUUGCUGCACGAGUCAUUCGGUAGCAGACCAAACUCCAGCCAGCAGUUCAUCGACGUGGGCUGCGGGACGGGAGACUUCACGCACCAAGACCUGCUGCCGCGCUGCCAGCCCUGCCGCAGGAUCGUGGCCACGGACCUCUCCAGAAAGAUGGUGGAGUACGCCAAGGAGAACUUCGCGCAUCCGCAGAUUUCGUACGAGGUGCAUGACAUUGAAAGCGACGUCUCUGGACUCGUCGAGAAGUACGGCAAGUUUGACCGCGUCUACUCGUUCUUCGCCCUGCAAUGGGCGGGGGACCUCACCGCUGCUCUGCGCAAUGUGGCCGACUUGAUGACCGACGAAGGCGAGUGCUUGCUGCUGUUCGGGGCUCGCCUCACUCUGCACAAGGUGUGGAGGAGGAUUAUGCAGGUGGACCGGUGGAAGCCGUACAAGGAAGUUCUGGAGCGCUUCAUUCCACCAAGCCAUGACAUGGAAGACAUCUCAGGACUUAUCUCGUACAUGCUGAGGGUCCUUGAGAAUGCCAAUCUCAAGCCGCGCACAUGCCAGGUGCUAUCCCAAGACCGACACGGCUCCGACCCGAACGAAUUCAUCAAACUCGAACUUUCUUUAGAUCCCGUUCUACCCUUGCUGCCGGAGGAAUCAAAGGCCCAAUUCAAGACUGACGUGGCGGACAUCAUUAACAAGAUGUGGACUGAGAAACCAGCUGGGGAUCCACAGCUUGUGACGGACAUGUUCGUGGUUCACGCGAGCAAAAUAUAA